Molecule: messenger RNA, 3235 nt
Organism: Daphnia pulicaria
Lineage: Eukaryota; Metazoa; Arthropoda; Branchiopoda; Diplostraca; Daphniidae
Exons: 9
Coding region: 145-3078 (977 amino acids)
Molecular function (GO): nucleic acid binding; zinc ion binding
Source: RefSeq, a predicted model, not a curated record
UACGUUGCGUGACUGCGUGGUUGACUCGUUGUAGCAGACAGUAGUUGUCGGUAGUUGUCUCAUGUCUGCACUGCAGUGACAGAACUUAAUGAGCCUUUCGAAAUUCAAUUCGAAGUUAACUCGCUCACGUAGGCUAAUCACAAUAUGGGAGACACAAAUAAAAUUCUAGAAGUGUACACACUUCUAGAAAACAAUUAUGUCAUCAUACCCAAACAUAUAAAGAACAUAUUCAAUAAGUUAAAUUUAGUUGGGCUACGUGUUUGGGCUAACAUUCAAGAUUCUCAAUUUGUUGCAUACGAAGACGUAAUUAAAGAAAUAUUGGCUAAAGAUAAAAACUGUAAGACUAUGAAUGAAGAACAGAAAAAAGCUUUAUUUGGUGAAAUAUUUUGGAACAAUCCAGAAGAUUUUAAGUUUUUACCAGGCGAUAAAGCUGUGAUUGCUCAAAUGAGAGAAGUAUCGAAAGAACUUGUAAAGAAAAUGACUAAAGACAGAGAGCGAGUGCAAGCCAAACAAGCAGUUUGGCCGAUUAUUGAUAUUGAUGUGGAAAUCAAGGAAGAGCAUGAAAAAUCUGAAGUGGAUGAGAAAGGGCACGGAAUAUUGACUCCUUCAUCAAAAACCAAUGACUGUGAUAAAAGAGCUGAUCCCUUGACGUCAAUUUCUGAACCAAAUGUUAGCGUAUCGAGUGGUGAAACAAAAAUAGCCGAAACCGUGGAUGAAUCAGAAGCGAAUGCUACAAUCAGUCAGUCGGUUUAUGAAGUGUCCGGUCAAGAACCAGCUUCCAGUAGCAUCACAGCAGCAUCUGAUGAUUGGAAUUUACUGGCUUUACCUGAUAAUGAGCCUAAAACUAAUUACAGUGCUUCCAAAUCUGUUGGAAAUCACGAGUGGGCCAAAUCAGCAAAUGACUGGGAAGAAACAAACCGGACAACGCAAGAAAGUGGCCUGCCUGGCGUUUAUGGCAGUGAAAGUAAUAAUUCCAGGACUAAUCGGUUUAAUUACGCUCCGAGGUUUCAGAAAAGUGGGGGUAAAGGAAACCAUUGUUAUAAAUUCAAUAAAAAAGGACACGUGUCUUAUAAUAAUCCAAUUGGCCCAACUCGUCCAACUCGAGGAGGAGGUGGUGGUGGAAGCCCACGUCUUUGUUUUAAAUGCAACCAAGAAGGGCAUAUGGCUUACAAUUGUCCUACUGCUUCAACUGGAAGAAGGGGUGAAAGAAUUCCUCUGCCUCAAUCGGUAUUUGCGGAUUGGGGUACGUUAGCAGGUACACCAGCUACAAAAUCUUCGAGUGCUCUUGUCUCCUGGGAAAAUAAGAAUGAUUGGGGAUCAGCUCCAGACCAAGCCAGCAUUCCAUGGUCCACCGGUGCCAAAGCUGCUGCAGUAGAAGCGAGAAAUACUCCGAGAUCAAGUUACAAUGCAUCCAUUGGUUACAGUCAACCUGUAUUGGAUGAUUGGGGUAUCGCGAGCAAUUCAUCUGCACCUGUUACGAAAACUGCUAAUAAUUCUGUAGCCGAUGAUUGGGGGCCAGCUGUCGAUGCGUGGUCAAACUGGCCAUCUGUGAAAACUGCAAAAACCACCCCACGACCCGGAAAUAGCAGCGCUGCAAAAUCUGGCGGAGAUGAUUUGAAGACGUUAACUGUUAACUGGGAAUUUAUUUCUGGAUCUAAUACUGAGUGUAUUCCUCCCAAUGAUUUUGUGAUUUCCCGCCCUGGUCCGAAGCACGUCUUGAAUUCCGGUGCAAACGAUUGGGGAGUAGCAGCUGAUGUCAGUCAAAAUGGUUCACUUUUAAUCAAUAGAGCAUCAGCAUCGCCGAUCUUGUCACAAACAGAUUGGAAUGGUAUCGAAUCAGGAAAAGGGAUGACAAACAACCAAGAGUUAAGCCAAUCAAGAAUGAAUCCAGUUCCUUGGACUGGGACGAUAAAUCAUGGACGCAGGAGUUUCAAAGUCGACAUGAAAAGUUUAGACGUCAACGCCCCUUCUGUUCUUGCUGACUUGGAAAUGCCCAAAUCAAUGAGAGUUGUGGGCACAAUCGAACCCGAAAAAGUUUGGCCUUACUUGCGGAGAGUGAGCGAAUCGAUCAACGAAAGAAUCUGUGUUUUCCAAUUUACUCCAGCUACCAAUGAUGAAAUGAAAGGUUACGAAUUCUUCUACGAUGAAUUGAGCGGUAUGAACUGGUUUGCCGUUAUUGCUGACGCUUCAGAUUCAAAACUUCCUUGGAGUUUCAAAGACUUUUACGUCCUCCCAUUGGCCAAAGAUAGUCCCAUACCUUCGGAGUUGACCUCGUUUAUAAAAAAAUCUUUUGUGGAAAACCAGUCGUCCGAUUUCUUGUUGGGUGUUGUGGUGUUCAGAACUCAGCGUUUGGUAGAACAAUCCGGUUCAAACGCUGACGUUGAUCCAUCGGCUGCAUUUCCUGCGUCCCAAAAGUCGUAUAAUUCUUCAGUUGAGUUGAAUCCUGAAAGGAAUUUCGGAAAACCUGAUUGGACUACUGCAUUGGCUUCAACAACGUCGAGGGAAUCAUCAAAACCAAAUUUCAUAAUUCCCAAAUCAAGGCCGAAUUUCCUGGAUAGAUCACCAACUGUGGCAACGUCUUCAGUUAAACUAUCUGCUGACCCAACUACUUCCGUGGCUCACCAAGAAAUUCGGAAGGAGAAAGCCUUUUUAAAUAUGGUGAAUGUUAACAUUGCAACACAGAAGCCUACAUCCAUGCAUUCAGCAGACCUUGCUUCAAUUACAUCAAGAAAUAUUCGCAUCCCUGAUUUUGACGACAUGUAUUCAUCCCAAUCCGUGCAAGCUGCUUUCCCACCUUCAAAUUCGCACGGACCACUUACUCGGUCGAAAUUAAGAAAUAGUGCGGUUGUCAAAUCAAGCGUAUAUUCGACCGUAGUCCCAUUCAAUACUCAAAAUCCUGCUAGUGUAAAAGAUAUGGAGAAGAAAGUUACUAAGAGAAGCAAUCUAUCAAGAUCGACUUCAGUUUCUUCCCCCGUCGUAUCACCAAAGGUACAAAAGACUACUGACGUCGAUUCGAAGGUAACGGUAACCUCUCCCUCAAGUGCAUUAGUUGAUCACUCGUAUUCAGUCAAAUCAUAAGGCAAAAAAAAGUUAAUGAUUUGAAUGGUUGCAAAAAAAAAUCAUUCACAUUACCAAAUGUAGCUGUAGCCUACGUUUCUAUUAACUUACUCAAGCAGCUAUUGAUUUUCCCUGUACACCCUCGUGAAUCGUGAUACACUCUUGAGUUCUGCUUGAA